GAAAAACUAUGAAUAACAUGGAAGAGGACAGCUUUUAUUUGGAUAUCGAAAGGUUCUUUGAGUAUGAGGAGCCUGAUAGUCUGCAGGUCUUCGGCGACGCCAUUCCAAGCAACGAAUCGAGCUCGCCCGAACAAAAUGCAUCCUCAUCCUCCGCCCUCCCAAGGAGCUUAGUAAAGGAGAGGGAGCGACGACAACUGGUUAAUGACAAGCUCAAAGCCCUUCGGCUUGCUCUCCCAAACUUCACCAAGUUUGACAAGUCGUCCGUGGUGAAGGAUGCCAUUGACUACAUACUAAUGUUACAAGAACAGGAGAAGAGAAUGACUGCCGAGAUAUUGCAGCUAGAGGCUCAAGUCCUUAAUGAAAAAAACAAUAGAGAGGGAAUAACUAAAAGCUCUGUUUUGGCUACUCGGUCACUUCAUGAAAAUUUUUCCAUUCAGAUAAUGGAGAUUAAGAUGUGGCAAGUAGGAGAGAGGACAUUGGGUGUAAACCUCAUUUGCGAUAAAAAAAGGGGGAACAUGAUCAAAGUUUAUGAACUUUUUGAGUCUCUAAACGUCAACGUUAUAAUGGCCAACGUUACUUCUGUAUCCGAGAGCCUUCUAAACACCUUUUUUAUCGAGGCCAAUACAAUGAAUAGCACUCAACUUAAGGAAAUGAUGGAAGGUGCCAUUGCUGAACUAAAUUCAGAGGGAAGCCUUUUCAAGUAUGAGUUUUAAGAUAUGAGGAUUAAAAGAGUAGGAGAAAAUUCUCUCUAUUUGUAUAUACAAUAAAGCUAUUCCUCUACUCGAGCCCUCAAUAUAUAUUAGUACGAGUCCUUUUUUAUUUGCUUAGGACCAUUGAUCACAAAUCUAUGUUAACCGGAUGUUAUCAAUCAUACAUUGGAUGUAUUUGGUCCUCAUAUAUAGGGGUGCUAAACCGUAUCCGUAUCCGAUGAAAUAUUCGUAACCGUAUCCGUUAGGA
This is a messenger RNA of Asparagus officinalis (garden asparagus), 957 nucleotides long. Its product is annotated as transcription factor bHLH35-like. Gene Ontology annotation, biological process: regulation of DNA-templated transcription. Gene Ontology annotation, cellular component: nucleus. Lineage: Eukaryota; Viridiplantae; Streptophyta; Magnoliopsida; Asparagales; Asparagaceae. The record is from RefSeq and is a predicted model, not a curated record. The coding region runs from base 9 to 713 and encodes 234 amino acids. Gene Ontology annotation, molecular function: DNA-binding transcription factor activity; protein dimerization activity; sequence-specific DNA binding. The transcript is spliced from 5 exons.